Molecule: messenger RNA, 897 nt
Organism: Staurois parvus
Lineage: Eukaryota; Metazoa; Chordata; Amphibia; Anura; Ranidae
Source: the annotation of a GenBank genome assembly
AGUUGCUACCUCCACUAUCAAGUCCGUUCACAGCCUCUUGACCUUGCUAUGGCCCCAGCAUCUGGAAUUGUACCAAAAGGACAAGCUCCAGAUACUUUACCGCAUUCUCUUAAUGUAAAGAAAUUCUCAAAUUCAUUUUGUUUGUACACAAAUCCUUCUACCUCAGCAAACAGCCAGUCUCGUCCACUUUUACUGUUUCUUCCAUGGCUUGGAUCAAAGCCUAAAUCUCAUGAAAAAUAUAUUCAUCUCUACUUCAAGUUGGGCUUUGACGUAUUUGUAGCAGAGAGCUCGCUGUCACAUUUUCUGUGGCCUAGGACAGGACUAGAACAUGCAAGACAGUUGUUGGAUCUUAUGAUGGGACAAGAGGAUCUUUCUUCUCGCAGACUUUUUAUCCAUGCCAUGUCUGUUGGAGGGUACAUUUUUGCACAGAUGUUGGUGUGUUCAUCCAAGCAACAACAAGAGAUGCUGGAAAGGAUUCAUGGCCAAGUGUUUGACAGUCUUGUGAUAGGCAGCAUGGAAAGGAUGGCAACAGGUGUUGCCCGAAUGGUCAGCUCUUCUCUGUUAGAGCCACUUGUGGUACGAGGAACGCUUUUAUACUUUUCACUCCUGAAAUCUCAAACAGUAGAUUAUUAUGAGAGGAGUAUUCAAGCCUUCUGGGAAAAACCUGUUCACUGCCCAGCCCUCUUCUUCUACUGUUUAAAUGACCCAUUAAGUGAUCAUGUAGUGUUGGAGGAGCUUCUGCAAUUCUGGGAAAAACUAGGAAUCAAAGUACAGGGAAAGAAAUGGCAAAACUCUAUACAUGCAGGACAUUUAAGGAAACACACAGAAGAAUAUACAGACACACUGAACAGCUUUGUGAACAGUCUUCUCAACAAUGUGCCUAGAAGCAAACUAUAA